Sipha flava (yellow sugarcane aphid) is the source of this 1902-nucleotide messenger RNA. RefSeq lists its product as uncharacterized. The transcript has 8 exons. Gene Ontology annotation, molecular function: chromatin DNA binding. Gene Ontology annotation, cellular component: nuclear inner membrane. The coding region runs from base 224 to 1807 and encodes 527 amino acids. Gene Ontology annotation, biological process: negative regulation of BMP signaling pathway; nuclear envelope organization. The record is from RefSeq and is a predicted model, not a curated record. Lineage: Eukaryota; Metazoa; Arthropoda; Insecta; Hemiptera; Aphididae.
GGUUACAUACCAAUACCAAAACCACAACGGUUGGUCAACGAAUGUUUAUUGUUCACGUUCAGUGUUAUGUCCGAUAAUAGAAUUUAAAAAUUCAAACACUAUCGGUCGUGUAAUGGUUACACUUCGUAGCCGAUACAAUAAUAUUAUCUGAGUGUUCUUCGCAGACAAUCGAAAUUAUCAAAAGAACAUUUACAUUCAAUUCAUCAACACCACCCAACGCAUCAUGGGUGAUAGCAUAUCUGACCAAGAAUUACGUCGUCGCUUGGCAUCUUAUAAUGUGGUGGUCCCUCCUGUCACUGAUUCGACCAGGAAAUUGUUGAUUAAAAAGCUUACAAAACUUGAAAGUGGUGACGGAACACACAAUGUUGCUUCAAAAAUUAUGCCUCCUCCAAAGUUGGUGAAUUCAACUAAUGGUACCAACGAGUCAAUAAUGAUUUCUUCAUCAGCAAAUGCUAAUAAACCAAGCCAACAUAUAAUAUUUACUGAUACGGACAGUCCAAGAAAAAGUGCACGUCGCCGGCGACAGUUAAAAGAUCCGUUUGAUACUUCUGAUUCUGAGGUUGAUGCUGGCACAAUUGGCCAUUCAGUUCUAACAAAGAAUCUAUAUCGAGCUAGUUCUUCACCUAAAUCAAAUGAAACAUCUUUGAUGAAUGUAUCCAACUGGAAAAAUAAAACUGGUGAAGAUUCAUAUGUUUCUCCUGAAACAAAUAAAUCUCCUCACAAAAAAUCUCAAACUCCAACAGAAAAAUUAAACACCAAGCUUUUUGACUUAAAACUUAGACAAACAGAUAAUGAACCAGUCACCCGAAAACUUCAAUCUAAUCCUGUAGUUGAAAGUCAGACACAUGCUGAUAGAGCAAUACAAAGAUGGAAUGAAAAACUAUUGAAACAAGCUCAAAGUCAAAAUAAUGAAUCAAAUGCUUCACAAAACUCAAGGAAAAACUUUCAAACAGCACUACAAAGACAUAAACAAAAUCUGUAUUCAAAGAAUAUUCAAUAUAUCAUAUUUCUUUUCAUUGGAUUGUUUGUUGUAAUUCUUGGAUUAUACUUUAUUUCAGUACAACCUAGUUCGGUUGUAUUACCUCCAGGUAUUUUGAAUUCGCUUUGUGGAAAAAAAGGUCUCCAAGGAUCUAAUUGCGUUACAGAACAAGAAAAAAUACAACGUUUAUACAAUGUAUUAAUAUCGCAAGUACAAGAUAAAUAUUUAAAAAGCCAAUGUGACAAUUCUGAUAUUAUACCGACUAUUAAUAUACAAACUCUUUAUGAAUAUAUUUCUACCCAUGAAAAUAUACCACCCAGAGAAAUUGAAGAACUAGUUGAACUAUUUAAAAGUAUUGCAAAAACUUAUUCUGAUUCACCAAUAGGUUAUGACAAUUCAUUUAAAAUCAACACUCCACCGAAUUUACCAUUUAUGUGUGCAGCUAAAAAUAUUUUUUCCAAUAUGUUCUACCUUACAACAUGGCUGGGAAUAGUGGGACUGUCUGUUAUUGGUCUUUAUUUUAUUAUAUGCUACAUUACAGCAAAAGGUGAAAAAUAUAAAUUAGAAGUAACUCAAUUAGUUGAAAACACAAUUGAUUUACUUAAAGAGCGAGCACUGAAUCAACCUGAUGAAAGUUAUUUACCAAUUAUACAUGUACGUGAUCACUUAAUUCCAUUUAACGAGAGACAAGAAAAAUCUAAAAUUUGGGCUGAAGUUGUACAAUAUUUUACUGAAUCCGAAUCAAGAGUAAGAUCUGAGAUUCAAGAAAUUGAUGGUGAGGACUUCCAAGUUUGGAGAUGGGUUCAACCUAUGUCACCAGGCCUAUAACUUAAGUAAUGUUAAAAUACAUUAUUAAAUGAUAUAAUCAAGUGACAUUUAACAAUUCUCUAUUUUUGCUUAGUAUUAUUAAUAUAUAAUUUAUU